CAUUUAUGUAAAAAACUAACAAGUUGUCGUGUGUGCAAGAGAGAAAGAGAGAGAAAUUAAUUGAAAGUGAACAGAAACCACCCAAAUUCAUUCACCCAUCUCUCUCUCUAUAUAUAUCCCCUUCACCUUUUCGCUCUCUCUCCUCUUGUUUAUCCAGCUCACAGAGAAACUGAAAUUCCCUCAAAACCCACAAAAAUUCACCCCCCAAAAAACAAUCUUCCCAACCCGAUUGGACUAAUCUCCGCCCAAUUUGAACAAUUCGAUUCCUUUUUUUAUUCAAAAAAAAAGAACAAAUGAUGUCGGACUCCUACUGUCCAGACUGCAAGCGCAACACGGAGGUGGUGUGCGAUCACGCGGCGGGCGACACCGUGUGCUCAGAGUGCGGGCUCGUGCUGGAGGCCCGCUCCAUCGACGAGACCUCCGAGUGGAGAACCUUCGCCGAUGAUUCCGGCGAUCAUGACCCCAAUCGUGUGGGUGGGCCCGUUAACCCGCUAUUGGGAGACGGGGCGCUCACCACCGUCAUCUCCCGGGCCGCCAACGGCUCCAAUGCCGAUUCCUCGCUCGCCCGCUUGCAGAACCGGGGAGGCGACCCAGACCGGGCUAUUGUGUUGGCUUUCAAGGCUAUUUCCAACAUGGCUGAUAGGUUGAGCCUUGUAACUACCAUUAAGGAUCGAGCGAGUGAAAUAUAUAAGAGAUUAGAAGAUCAGAAGUGUACGAGGGGAAGAAACUUGGAGGCUCUUGUGGCUGCUUGCAUCUAUAUUGCUUGUCGUCAGGAAGGCAAGCCACGAACUGUGAAAGAAAUAUGCUCCAUCGUUGCUGGAGCAACAAAAAAGGAAAUCGGUCGAGCAAAAGAAUUUAUAGUGAAACAGUUGAAGGUGGAGAUGGGUGAAUCAAUGGAGAUGGGUACCAUUCAUGCAGGAGACUAUUUGAGACGCUUCUGCUCCAAUCUUGGUAUGAGCAACGAAGAGGUGAAAGCUGUCCAAGAAACUGUCCAAAAGGCAGGGGACUUUGACAUUAGGAGGAGCCCUAUAUCUAUUGCGGCAGCAAUCAUUUUUAUGGUAACACAACUGUCGGAAUCAAAGAAACCCCUACGAGACAUCUCGAUUGCGACGACAGUAGCAGAAGGGACGAUAAAGAAUGCAUACAGAGAUCUGUACCCGCACGCUGCCAAGAUCAUACCCGAAUGGUACGCCAAGGAACGGGACUUGAAGAACCUCAGCAGUCCCAAAGCCUAAACUCCUUUUAUUUUAUACCCAAUCAACUCCCCCAAAUGUCAAAUUUCCUUCUCGUUUUAUAUCAUGAAUUCUUGCACAAUUCAUUCAUACACAACCCACAUCUACAAUUCAACCACCAUUAUAUUUA
Molecule: messenger RNA, 1362 nt
Organism: Salvia miltiorrhiza (redroot sage)
Lineage: Eukaryota; Viridiplantae; Streptophyta; Magnoliopsida; Lamiales; Lamiaceae
Product: transcription initiation factor IIB-2-like
Exons: 7
Coding region: 294-1235 (313 amino acids)
Biological process (GO): DNA-templated transcription initiation; transcription preinitiation complex assembly
Cellular component (GO): nucleus; transcription preinitiation complex
Molecular function (GO): TBP-class protein binding
Source: RefSeq, a predicted model, not a curated record